Molecule: messenger RNA, 2945 nt
Organism: Gracilinanus agilis (Agile Gracile Mouse Opossum)
Lineage: Eukaryota; Metazoa; Chordata; Mammalia; Didelphimorphia; Didelphidae
Gene: CFAP20DC
Product: CFAP20 domain containing
Exons: 17
Coding region: 1-2454 (817 amino acids)
Source: RefSeq, a predicted model, not a curated record
AUGUUCAAAAAUGAGUAUCAGGGGGGGCCGUUUGUUGAAAUCUUCAGUGCCCAGGGCAAAAAUCCUGGAGCAAAAUGGAAGAUCUUUGGCAGUCCAUCUGUAAUUUGGAAAGAGUUUGAUAAAGAAGUUAAAAGUUUUGUCUUUGUCCUUGAAGGCAGUAGCCAAACCAACAAAAUUCAGUUACCAAAGGAGAAUAAGCAAAUUCUUGGCCUGAUCCAGCGGUUUCUCGUACUUCAGAUUUACGUGCCCCUGGGACAAGACUUCUCUACUGAAUUGCUGAUAACUGAUUUAGGGAACAUUAAACGAAGACUGUAUUUAUCAACGGUCCAUAAGGAGCUAUCUGCAACCCCUCUCCAUGCAAAAAUUCCACUUUUUAUGAUCAAGCGCAAAAUUUGGUGCAAUCUGUGCAUUGACUUGGUGGCCUUCACCAGCGACAUUUUCAAGGGAGCCGUUUUCCAGUCUUUGGAUGGAAUCAUUGUCUCUGCCAAUUGCAAACUCCGAAAGAUCUUCACCCUGAAGUCCAAGCCUCGAGACACGGCUGAUAGAGAUGAUAUCUAUGGUGCUCCCUUCCCAACAGAGGAGCCUACGGAGAUCAUUCCUCGAAGCUGCCAAUUCACUACGGAUGUACCUCAAGUUACACAGCUGCUAAAUAUGACCAAGCUGCGCCAAACGGAAAUGAAAUUUGGAGGUCAGCCCUUAGCAUCCACAGAACCAGAUCAGUUUAUUAACAGAGGAUCAGGCACUGCAAGAAACAGUAAAAAUCAAGAUGUGUCUCACAUUGCAUUUGGAUCCAAGGUGCUUGGACCACCUCCUCCUUCUGGGAGAAAACACAGCAUGAGAACAUCUGCAGAGACUGUAAGGUCCAGAAGUAGCAGAACUUCCCAGCAGCCUACAAUAGAAAAAUGUACUAACAAGUCUGAAGUCUCAAGCCUACAGUUCUAUGAGUCAGAAGAACAAGGAGACAAAGAAAAUAUUCAUCUUGAAAAGCAAAUGACACCCAUUAAUGCUGAUCUCCAUAUUAUGCAUCCGCAUCCCCCUCAAGAACCAUCUGCAGAUAAGAAUAAUAAUAGACGGAGAUUACGGCUAAAAAGCACCAGCAAAGACAGAACAGAGACACCCAGUGGGAGCUCCUCAGGAAACAGCCGUAAUGAAGAUAUGACCCCGGCCAAGCUGACUACUGUGUCCCAUCAGAGAAUGAACUGUCCAGUGACAUUAGAUGUCGCCAGUCAUCAGCAACAAUCUCCUCAUCAAAUAGAGUCAGAUGAGUGGGUAUUUCCUGAAAAUUACAGAGAUCAUUUUCAUUUGGACUCCAGUAAACAGUCCAUACCCCUGGAUGAUGAUUCCUGUAAUGAUUCUCACCAGUUGCCUGAAAACAGCAAAGAAAGUGAAAAUAGCAUUGAAGGAGAGGAAGCCCAGAGUGCUCCAAAUGAGAUCUUUACCUUUUCCUCGAGGCCAAGGUCUGUGCCCCACGGCAGGUGUCCGACAGUGUUUCCAGAAGCGCGCCCUUUUCUCCUGGCUCUGAAGGAGGAGGAUGACAUUGGGAAGAGGAGAGGAGCCCAACUGGAAGAUGACUUCUGUGGUGGUGACAGCAGUGAAGAGGCUAACCAGAGUCCUUUCACCCAUGAUACCCCAGGCUCUCCAGCUAGCCUCAGCACGUCAGGGUUAUGUGAGUUCACAGUUUCCUCAGAGCUGCUGUUAGAGAGGAUGAGGAGGAAGGCUGGAAGCAGGACACACCAAGGAUAUGUAAAAAGUGCUUGUGUGGAGACAGCAGCCACUGAGACCUGGAACAAUGUUCAGAAGGACGUGGAGCCUACCCCGUGCCUCUCUCCCACUCUAAGAAGGCCUGAUUUGUCGAAGGAAACUCCCAGCAGCAGCACCAAGUCCAACGACCUUCCAGUCUGCCACCAAGUAACAGCAUCAUUAAACAAAACCUCCCUCAAAGAAAUCCCAGUGGAAAAUGCAGGACCAAUCACUGACACACCUGAUUAUGACUGGACAGACUACCAGCCAAGCCAAAUGAGUGAAUCAGAGUUACAGAUGCUGGCCAGCAUGAGAAGGCAGCAGAUUGAAGAAUUAGAAGAUACCGGGGUCUCCCACGGCCUCAGCGCGUCUCAGGUGGACAACUGUAACGUCAGCAUCAGUAGCAGCAGCGACGAUACCACCACGUGGAACUCGUGCCUACCGCCCCCUGUCAAUCAAGGUCGCCAUUAUCAGAAAGAAAUGGAUCCUCCUUCUCCUUCGAACCCUCGGGAUUGGUUAAAUGUGUUCAGCCCACCUAUUGUGCCCCCUAGCCAGCAGCCUACAGAGCACCUGGAUUCCUCAGGAAGUUUGAGUGUUCAAGGCGAAGACGACUUAAGUGCUGAUGAAGACGAGGAAGUGCUGACCCUGUUGUACGACCCGUGUCUGAACUGCUACUUCGAUCCCCAGACCGGCAAAUAUUACGAACUGGCUUAAUCGUCGCCCCCCCAUCGGGCAGGAAGCAGCCCCCCAGGCAGGACAGCAGGAAACGCAUCCUUUAGCGCUUUGUCAAGGCUUCCCAACAGGUGGCGCAGCGCGUGGUCACUUUCAAUCAAAUGCAGUUUGGUGGAGAAUCAAAUCUAUUUGUACCUACUGUUGGGAGGCCAAAAUAGCUGCCUCCGUCCUAGUUUGUUCCUCCGCCUCUAAAUCCCCCUGAAAGAAGAGGAGGAUGGCGAGCCUUGGGACGCCCCCGGGGGCUUGUACUUAUUGUUCUUAGCAAAUAGUUGAUUUCUUUUCUUUCCAAUUAUAAUUCUUAUGUAAGCCAAUUAAGAGUUAUUAAUUCGUAUGUUUUGCAGUGUUAAUGUGUAAAUGAUGGCUUGAUAUCCAGAAACUGUAUUCUUUUCUUACCUGUUAAAAAACCUACUUGGGCACCUUCUAUUUUAUUAUACAUUUGUAUUACCAGAAAGAAAAUAAAGUGUGAUAGUCAA